AAUGUCAUUCCUAUUUUUGGCAAGUCUUUAGUAGCUGAAUCUUCUGCAUUGAGAUUUGGGGAACCAUCAACGAAAUCGCAAACUCUAGUGACGUCCACCUUCACCUUCGGAAAAACGGAAGAGAAAAAGGACACCUCCGCACCCUCCGGUGCAUUCUUAUUCGGUGCUUCCAAGGAAGCUGACAAACCGGCACCAACCUUGGGCUUCUCUUUUGGCGAGCCGGACCCUCCAAAAGAUUUCCCCAAGCCUACACUUACAUUUGGGAAACCUGCUGAUUCAGCAGAAGCCCCAAAACCGUCAUUUAGUUUUGGACAGAGCAUGACAGAAACAUCUGCUCCAAAGCCCCCUUUUGGCUUAAUGGCCAACUCCUCAAGCACCCCAGCUUCCUCCAGCUCCAUUCCCAGCCUUUUUGGCACUCCCACUACCUCUUCCCUGACUCCCACACCUGCGCCCUCGAGUACCUUUGUGUUUGGCCAGAAUACCUCCACUGAUCAUACCGUGGCAAAGACUUUCAUGUUUGGACAGCAGCCGCAGGACAGCCAGCCCGCACCUCCUGCAGCACCUUCUGCUGCACCUGCCCCAGUACAACCCUUCCAAUUUGGCUCUGGUACAAACUCAUCCUCCACUGCAUUCACUUUUGGUGCCGUUGCGUCCUCCACCCCAGCCUCUUCCGGUUAGUUUUCCACCAAACAUCUCAUUGUUGUCUUGUGUGGUUCUGACAUUUGUUUUUGUGUACAACUGUGUCUUAAUUCACUGA
This is a messenger RNA of Carassius auratus (goldfish), 757 nucleotides long. RefSeq names its product nuclear pore complex protein Nup153-like. The coding region runs from base 319 to 678 and encodes 119 amino acids. The transcript is spliced from 2 exons. The record is from RefSeq and is a predicted model, not a curated record. Lineage: Eukaryota; Metazoa; Chordata; Actinopteri; Cypriniformes; Cyprinidae.